GGCGGAGCUUGGAGGGGGCUUUAAGGGGCGGGCCGGCGAGCGGCCAGGGUCCUCCGGGGAUUAGCGCCGGGUGGGCGAGCGCGCUGUGCCGCCAUUUCUUGGCGUCCUCUGAGAAGCUGCCCCUUCCUUAUCCUCGCUUCGGGGUUUUCCUCUCUGGUUGCCGGUGCCCCGGGGGCCUCCUCGCCGUCGCACCGUCGUCCCCAGCCCAGAGAGACAAAAUGUUGAGCUUUCUCCGAAGAACUCUGGGGCGCCGCUCCAUGCGUAAACAUGCUGAGAAAGAACGACUCCGAGAGGCACAACGAGCUGCCACACACAUUCCUGCAGCUGGAGAUUCUAAGUCCAUAAUCACAUGUCGGGUGUCCCUUCUGGAUGGUACUGAUGUUAGUGUGGACUUGCCGAAAAAAGCCAAAGGACAAGAGCUGUUUGAUCAGAUUAUGUACCACCUGGACCUUAUUGAAAGUGACUAUUUUGGUCUGAGAUUUAUGGAUUCGGCACAAGUAGCACAUUGGUUGGAUGGUACAAAAAGCAUCAAAAAGCAAGUUAAAAUUGGUUCACCUUAUUGUCUACAUCUUCGAGUUAAAUUUUAUUCCUCAGAGCCAAACAAUCUUCGUGAAGAACUAACCCGGUAUUUAUUUGUUCUUCAGUUAAAACAAGAUAUUCUCAGUGGAAAAUUAGAAUGUCCCUUCGAUACAGCAGUGCAGUUGGCAGCUUAUAAUCUACAAGCUGAACUUGGUGACUUUGAUCUUGCUGAACAUAGUCCUGAACUUGUGUCUGAGUUCAGGUUUGUGCCCAUUCAGACUGAAGAGAUGGAACUAGCUAUUUUUGAAAAGUGGAAGGAAUACAGAGGUCAGACACCAGCACAAGCUGAAACCAAUUAUCUGAAUAAAGCCAAAUGGCUAGAAAUGUAUGGGGUUGAUAUGCAUGUAGUCAAGGCUAGAGAUGGGAAUGACUAUAGUUUAGGACUAACCCCAACAGGAGUCCUUGUUUUUGAAGGCGAGACCAAAAUUGGCUUAUUUUUUUGGCCCAAGAUAACCAGAUUGGAUUUUAAGAAGAAUAAAUUAACUCUAGUGGUGGUAGAAGAUGAUGAACUGGGCAAAGAGCAGGAGCAUACUUUUGUUUUUAGACUGGAGCAUCCAAAAGCAUGCAAACAUUUGUGGAAAUGUGCUGUGGAGCAUCAUGCCUUUUUCCGCCUCCGAGGCCCUGCCCAAAAGAGUUCUCAUCGCUCAGGAUUUAUUCGGCUAGGAUCACGAUUUAGAUACAGUGGGAAAACCGAGUAUCAGACUACGAAAACCAAUAAAGCAAGAAGAUCAACAUCCUUUGAAAGAAGACCCAGCAAACGAUAUUCUCGACGAACUCUACAAAUGAAAGCAAGUACACCAAAACCUGAAGAACUCAGUGUUCACAACAAUGUUUCAACCCAGAAUAAUGAGUCACAACAGGCUUGGGGUGUGAGAUCUGCUGUGCCUGUGAUUCCUUCCACAUCCUCUGGCCCUGUGCUGGUGGAAAUAGAGAAUCUUCCACGGAGUUCUGGAAUGGAUCAGCAUGACAGGAAAUGCUUUCCUCUGAAUAUUGAUUUACUACAUAACCCAGACUUACUGGAAACAAGCGUUAGUGAUAUAAUUGAGGCAGCAGACACCACAGAAACAUCCUCACCCCUGGAUGACAUUAACGCAGCCACCAGGCCGCCUGGCUUAGAGGAAGCUGAAGUUGAGUAUGGGAUGUUGAAAGAUGCAUCAGAGAAGCUCAAGCAGCUGGAGAUAGAGAACAGUCCUUUGCCAUCCCCGCGAUCCAAUGUUGAUGUUAACAUCAACAGCCAGGCAGAAGUGGUAAAGUUGACUGAGAAAUGUCUUAAUAAUACCAUUGAGAGCCCAGGAUUGAAUGCCACGAGAAUUCCUCCUGAUUUCAAGAGUAACAUUUUGAAGGCUCAAGUAGAGGCUGUGCAUAAGGUUACAAGAGAAGAUAGCUUAUUAAGUCAUAGAAGCACCAGUGUUCAAGAUGCUGCUACAAACAGUGCUGUAUUAAGUGAGAAUAAUGUGCCUGUCUCCAAAGAUUCUCUUCCUGUGACACAUAUCACACCUGUGGACAAGGAUGCUGUUCUAAAGGAUGCUACAGAUGAAUUGGAUGCCUUGCUCUUAUCUCUAACUGAGAAUCUAAUUGAUCACACAGUCACACCACAGGUGUCUUCAGCAUCCAUGAUCACACCCCGGUGGAUUAUCCCACAGAGCAGUGCCUUUUCUAAUGGACUUGCUGGCUGCGGAACGACUUUAGCAGAGAAGGAGGGAUGUGGUAGUAAAGAUGGACUCUCCCUGAUCUCUCCCCCGGCACCGUUCUUGGUAGAUGCUGUGACCAGUUCUGCACCAGCUCUGGCUGAAGACGCUGUCUUGAAGCAGAAGUGUUUACUGACUACUGAGCUCUAGGAGACUGCUCCUCCCAGCUGGUAACUGGAAUGCCCAGCACUCUGUAGCAGUCCGUCCUGGAAUCUGUUCCAGCUGGAAUGUGUUGAAUUCUGGAGUCUGUCCUUUGCAUUUGGUAAAAGAGCUCUACCUGCAUUUAACUUCAACUCCAUUUUAAAAGGCUACAUUUUCCGUCCAACUGGAAGAAUUUAAUCACCCUGUGUACUUUCCUAGAGGAAGGUAUCUGGUCUUUUACUUUCUAUAAUUCCGUUAGAGUUUGUAGUUCCUGAAUCAAGAGAUUACUUUCCCUGCACUUUCCUUCAAACUCUUGGCUCCACCUAGUGGUUGUAACUGUUUAGAACGACUUUAUAACCGGAUUGCCGCUGGCAGUCAUCACAACUGCUGUUUCCCUCUGUAGUAUAAGGGUAAGCAUUCUUGAUCUGAAUGCAUGUUAAAGAAGUUGUACUUUUCCAUGCAUUAAUUGUAAAUCAGGAAUUUAGAAAUUGGUGCACAUGCUACCUAGCUAGAUUUAGAGCCAGUUCUUCUUACAGUUAGUAUAAUACUAAAGAGAAGUUGAGAAUACAGAAGGUUUUUAAUGUCCCCCCUACUUUUGACUUCUUAUGAAGUGGCUAUCUUCCUGUGAAUUAGCCACAUAAACAUUGAGAACAACAGAUCGAUCAGUGUCCCAUCAUAUAAUUUUACAGCUUUGCUGUCCCACAGGAAGUAUUCCCAUGUACCACACUAACUUUGCAGCCUGACGGGGCAAAUUCCUAAUCAAGAGACCCUAGGCAUUGACCCCGGGCAUCCACCUACCCUCCUGAGCCAGGUGAGGUGUGCAGGCCAUUUUGGACUUCAGUAAUAAAGGCAGUACUCCACAUCGGUACCUGUGUGGACAUAGCUUCCAUUUCAUUUCUAUAUAAGCCCAAUACAUUGAGAGCUUUCAAACUGGAAAGAAAGAAGAAACAAAAACACCAAGACAGAGGUAGGGAACAGGGAUAAGGAUGACAGGAUUUUGUUUCUUAAAUGCCUACCAUGUGUGAAAUUCUGUGUCGCAUACUAAAAGACGUCACCCUGCAGUAGGGAUUUGGUUAGUUAAAAGACUUCUCAAGUUUUCCUCCGUCCCUUUUAGCCAGUACAAGAAUUUGUGGAUGUUAAAGCAAUACCUGUGCAUCACAGAAGAGUAUACAGAUAUCCACCUGUUAAUCCGAAAACUCACAAAUAACACUAAUGUAGCUUUCAAACUGUAGACUAAGAAGUAAGCCCCAGUUGCUAUGGGAAAAAACGAUCUGGAAACUAUGUUGGGAAAGUCAUCAGUCAUCAAGGACUGAGUUAAACUAUACCUCCUAGGAAUUGUUUUUUAAUUUUUCUGCCCUGAAAUGUGUAUAUGAUUGAGCAUUAAUUUGUACUACUCAGUAUAAAAGAGCAUCCAGUUAUGUGGUCUUUAAAAAUUUCAUGGUUUGAACUAUCUCGGGCUCCCUGUAGCAUACUUAUGUGUGGAGGGAACCACAGUAGGAUUAAACUGGAAACGCAGCAAUUUUAAUCUUGCACUGUUUCCCAGGGAGCUGUAUAGAUGGGAAAGCACUUUUCACAAAACAUUUUUGCUAAAGGAGAAAAAGUUGGCACUUCUUACUGGCUGCCUCCCCAUAGCCAUUAUGCUAAGCUUGUGAGUUCCAUUGGAUUGCUCUCGGCAGCCCUUGGUUAUACUGUAAAACACGCUUUCUUGCAGCUGUGGCACAUAGAACCUUGACCUGACCCAGGACGUGUUGAACUGGGCAUCAGUUUUUCAGUGCCUGACAACCCUGAGUGUCCUGAGGGGUCAGUGUUGUGUUCCUAACCGCAGAGCAGCUAAAGGCAUUGUGCCUUGGAAGACCUGAACUUCCCGUCCAGUUUAGAAGGUAGUACGAUGCUUAUCUUAAACUUUCCAAAAUUUAGGAGUUAAGCUGAAAAUAUUUCAUCACCUUUCUGUCUUCGGGUACCUAUAGUCUUGCCAAUCAAAAUAUUGAUAGGAACUUUCAUUUGAAUCUCCACUAAAAGUACAGUAUCCAAACAUGAAAUGGUAAAUAUGAAUGAUGGAUUAUCCCUGAUAGAUUAGAUACCUGACAGAUACAAGAUUCCUGUCACCUCUGCUGCCAGUGUUGUCCCCAGAGCUGCCACACUAGCUCAUGCUGUUCCGUUCCCCUGAGAACAGCAGUGGUGGGAAGAGGCAAGGCUGAGGAGCGCUGUGGCUGUGGGGGCAGGCAAGGGAAAUGUCUGUCUGAGAAGAGGGAAGCAUGUGCGAACCCGUGGAGGAGGCUGGCGAAGAGGCUGGAGCAGACACUGGGUAGGAAGGCAGCUGGUGACACUGGGCUGAGGUGGGAGGGGCCGGAGAACACUGCAGGCCUGCUUGAUGGUUUCGUGCACAGGAAACAGUGUUGCAGAAGCUGCUCCACUGUCUUUGCACAGGGAGCAGCCAGAAGGUCCUGGUAGGAGGACAGAGGGCUGUCAUGGAAGUUGAAACAGGAUGAGAAAUUGCGGGCAGGGGAUAUAGCUCAGUGGCACAAGUGCCUGCCUGGCAAGUACAACAUCCUGAGUUCGAUUCCUGGUACAAAAACAAAAAACACAAAAAAACCCCCAAAGAAACCAGAAUGAGAAAUUGCGGCUUUCUGCCUGGACUCUCUUUCAGCAAGUGAGUUCAUCAUAGUUCGGUUUGUCUGCAGCACCUCCUUUCUAACAAGAGAGGCUCAUAGUUAUUUCACUCCCACUCUUGGGGAGACUGCUGAGCAGCAGUGAGUAGGUUCCUUGUGUACUUGACAGUUUCAUACGUCAAGAAAAAUUCUUUUGAAAAAGUACUUCUUACAGUUUUACUAACUUUUUUGGCUUUUAUUUGCUUUUGUACAAUCUCAGAGGUCCUGUGGACAUGAAAGAUGAAAGCCUUGACUUUUUCUAGACCGCUUGCUCUAGCAUGCUUCUCAAUUCAAGCUAAAACUUGUAUUUCUGUCUUCUCUUAGCUAAGCCCUGAAAGUUCCACUGUCCCUCUAGAAUCUUUGGUAAUGGGAUUAUUUGCCAGUCACAUAAAGUCUUUGAUAUUUUUGUGAGUGAGGAUUUAGAAAGAGUUCUUAUCUUCUCACUCAACGGAGGUCACAUGCAUGUCCUCUAAAGGCUAGAGAUAGUACAUACUUCAGCACUCAGCUCUGCUGGCACAGCACAGAAGCAGCGUGGACAGCAAUACGCAUGAACGUGGCUGUGUUCAUUAAAGUUUUAUUUACAAAGCAUCCGUGUCCCUGAUUUCCAGCUUUGUAGAGUGGAUACCUAGAAGACAGGUGGGGGUUCAGAUGGGCUCUGCAGUGUCAUCUGUCACUUGGAGGCACCCAGCCCAUCUGGAUGUUGCAUCCUCUCACACCAGUGGCACAGCCAGACAGGGUGCAGUUUGUGGUGUUGAUUCUGUAUCUCUGAGAGCUCACUAAUUUCUGGUUAAUCUUACCAUGUAGUUGCUUCGAAACUUGGAUAAGUGUGUAGAGUGAAGAAUGCAUAAUUCUCGGUUAUUUAUCUUUUCUUUUCUCUCAAAAAUGUAAAUACUGAUACUUGAGUGAUCAGAGGAUGGUUGGAAACUUCCUGUACAUUAGCACGCAGAAUGAGGAAUAUGGUUUGUAUUAUGGAAGCUUUCCCUGAGCUGAAUUCUGUGUGUUGUUAACGUACUGGUAGAGCUGUGAUUCUCCCCCAGGUCCAGCGGUCGGAUCUGUCAGCCCCUACUUUCUCAUGCUUGAGACCAUAAUUCAGUCACUCUGUAGGAUUUCUCUUUAUCAGAGGUGUUUUUGUGUCAUAACCCUUUCCUAUCUUCAGAUCUGGACACAAUAAGUGGUUGGUUAUGAGGACCUCACUAACUAUUUUGUUUACUUUUUAUAUGUGUAAAGCUCUGCAGUAGCUUUGAAACUGUAAUUUAUUUUUCUAUCAAGUGCACUAUAUUCAGUGUGUUCCGGUUUUGUAUAACUUGUAUUAGAAUCACAGCACUAAACUGUGAGUUGUCUAUACACUGAAAUGAGAAGUGUAGAUGUGACCUCAUUCAAAUAAAGCUUUUGUGAGACA
Molecule: messenger RNA, 6455 nt
Organism: Chinchilla lanigera (long-tailed chinchilla)
Lineage: Eukaryota; Metazoa; Chordata; Mammalia; Rodentia; Chinchillidae
Gene: Epb41l5
Product: erythrocyte membrane protein band 4.1 like 5
Exons: 25
Coding region: 219-2417 (732 amino acids)
Cellular component (GO): cytoskeleton
Molecular function (GO): cytoskeletal protein binding
Source: RefSeq, a predicted model, not a curated record